AUGGUUGCCGAGGUGGGUGAUCCACCACGGGAGAUGUGGUCUUCAUGGGCUGAUUUCAUCAUGUCUUGUAUCGGAUAUGCGAUUGGAUUGGGAAAUGUUUGGAGAUUUCCAUAUUUGUGCUAUCAGAAUGGAGGAGGUGCUUUCCUGAUUCCAUGGGGUAUCUCAAUUAUCAUUUGCGGUAUGCCAUUGUUCAUCUUGGAGACAUCGUGGGGACAACUUUUAUCCGUCGGUGGAUUGGGAAUGUUCAAGAUUUGCCCGAUAUUUAAAGGCGUCGGCUUUGCAGCAGUUGUGAUGGCUUUCUGGUUGAAUAUCUACUACAUCGUGGUGUUGGCAUGGGCUUUAUGUUAUCUCGUUCAAUCAUUCCGACUUGAUGGAAAUGUGCCAUGGAGGAAUUGUGACAAUGAUUGGAAUACGGCAAACUGUCGAUCGGAGUAUGAUCGUUUACCAUGUGACAGCAACCAAACAAUCAAACAGCACUAUGAUUUAGAGAUUCUCACUUAUGAACACAUUCUCGAAUACAAGAAACGUUUCUUCGUCGGUGACAAAAAGAAUUGGAGAAUUUGCACGGAGAAAGAUCUCGCCGUCAUCUCGCCUGUCAAAGAAUAUUGGAACUACAAAGUCCUGGGAAUCUCUGAAGGUUUUGAGUAUCCAGGAGCUCUUCGAUGGGAUUUGGCUUUGUAUCUGUGCAUUGCUUGGAUCCUUUGCUAUCUCUGCAUCUUUAAAGGAGUCAAGUGGACUGGAAAGGUUGUCUACGUGACAGCCUCAUUCCCAUACGUGAUGCUAUGCUGUCUCCUCAUCCGCGGUCUUACCCUUGAAGGCGCCUCACUUGGUCUCAAAUUCUAUCUGAAACCCGAUUUCUCAAAGCUCUGGGAUGCAAAAGUGUGGAUUGACGCUGUCACUCAGGUUUUCUUCUCCUACGGUCUUGGUCUCGGUGCUUUGGUUGCACUUGGAAGUUACAAUAAAUAUCAUAAUAACGUUUAUAAACAAGCGCUAACGGUUUGUUUUGUCAAUUCUGCAACUUCAAUCUUUGCCGGUUUUGUCAUUUUCGCCUUCAUUGGUUUCAUGGCAACUCAGCAAGGGAAAUCUGUUGAAGAGGUAGCUCAAGCCGGUCCGGGUCUUCUCUUUCUGGCUUAUCCAUCAGGAAUCCUCCAGCUACCGGGCACUCAAAUCUGGUCAAUUCUAUUCUUCUCGAUGGUACUCUUUCUGGGAGUUGAUUCACAGUUUUGUACAAUGGAAGGUUUCUUCACGGCACUCAUCGACGAAUAUCCUUGUUUGGUUCGCGGGAAGAAAUAUGGAAGGGAAAUAUUCGUUGGAAUCAUAUGUCUCAUUUCGUAUCUCAUUGGACUCACAACUGUUACAAAUGGAGGUUUCUACGUUUUCCAAUUGUUCGACUUUUACGCGGCUUCUGGAUGGGCUUUACUGUGGUUAUUGUUCUUUGAAGUCGUGGCGAUCUCGUGGUGUGUUGGAAUUGGUCGCUGGUAUGAUCACAUGCGAUCUAUGAUCGGCUAUUAUCCGGCGAGUUGGUGGAAAUUCUGCUGGUGCUUUGCAACGCCAGCAGUUUGUGGGGCAAUGAUGUUCUUCGGUUUAUAUAACUAUAAACCUUUACGAAUCAAAGGUUAUAAUUAUGAUUAUCCAUUAUGGGGACACAUCUUUGGCUGGUUCUUGUCUCUUUCAUCGAUGCUGUGUAUUCCCAUUUAUGCGCUCUAUCUUUGGUGUGUCACUGAGGGAUCAACUUCAGAAAAGUUCAAAAAGCUCUUCCGACCGGAUAUCGAGAUUCCUUGUGCAAAAGGUUCUCCAGAUGAUGACGAGGAGGAAAUGGGAGAGAUGCAUCAUGUA
Mesorhabditis belari is the source of this 1836-nucleotide messenger RNA. NCBI's taxonomy places the organism in Eukaryota, Metazoa, Nematoda, Chromadorea, Rhabditida, Rhabditidae. The record is from the annotation of a GenBank genome assembly.